GCGUGGGUCCUGCCUGUUGCGUCGGGUAUAAACCUCGCUUGCUAGCUGUUUACCUUCAGUUCUCCAAGGCGCAGCAUCAAGAUGAGCUCUUUGUCUAGCUCGGCUGUGGUCUUGGGUUACUGGGAUAUUCGCGGGCUGGCGCACGCCAUCCGCAUGCUGCUGGAGUUCACGGAUACGUCGUAUGAGGAGAAGCGGUACACGUGUGGGGAAGCUCCUGACUAUGAUCGAAGCCAGUGGCUGGAUGUGAAAUUCAAGCUCGACCUGGACUUUCCUAAUCUGCCCUACCUCCUGGAUGGGAAGAACAAGAUCACCCAGAGCAAUGCCAUCUUGCGCUACAUCGCUCGCAAGCACAACAUGUGUGGUGAGACAGAAGAAGAGAAGAUUCGAGUGGACAUUAUAGAGAACCAAGUAAUGGAUUUCCGCAUGCAGCUUGCACGGAUCUGCUACAGCCCUGAGCAUGAAAAGUUGAAGCCUCAGUACUUAGAACAGCUACCUGGACAACUGAAACAAUUCUCCUUGUUCUUGGGGAAAUUCUCCUGGUUUGCAGGGGAGAAGCUCACCUUUGUGGACUUUCUCACCUAUGAUGUCUUAGAUCAGAACCGCAUGUUUGAGCCCAAGUGCCUGGAUGAGUUCCCAAAUCUGAAGGCUUUCAUGUGCCGUUUUGAGGCUUUGGAGAAAAUAGCUGCAUACAUGCAGUCUGACCGCUUCUUCAAGAUGCCCAUCAACAACAAGAUGGCGCAGUGGGGCAACAAGAGGAUAUGCUGAGCGGGAGGCAGAGUCACACUGCUUGUCUUGUUCCAUCUUGUCCCUAGGGGGCCUUGUUCUGUCUUCUCUAUGCUUUUCAAUAAAUAGCACUUUGGCUGUU
This is a messenger RNA of Loxodonta africana (African savanna elephant), 865 nucleotides long. RefSeq names its product glutathione S-transferase mu 3 (gene GSTM3). Bases 82 to 765 code for a protein of 227 amino acids. Gene Ontology annotation, biological process: glutathione metabolic process. Lineage: Eukaryota; Metazoa; Chordata; Mammalia; Proboscidea; Elephantidae. Gene Ontology annotation, molecular function: glutathione transferase activity. The record is from RefSeq and is a predicted model, not a curated record. The transcript is spliced from 8 exons.